Messenger RNA from Lucilia sericata (common green bottle fly), 423 nucleotides. RefSeq lists its product as uncharacterized. NCBI's taxonomy places the organism in Eukaryota, Metazoa, Arthropoda, Insecta, Diptera, Calliphoridae. Bases 12 to 350 code for a protein of 112 amino acids. The record is from RefSeq and is a predicted model, not a curated record. The transcript has 3 exons.
GUUUUAACAAAAUGUUUAAUUUAAAAAAGCUUAAUUUCAUCACUUUAAUUUUGUUAAUCUGCUGCAGUUACUCUCAAGCGGAUACUAAAGUUUUAAGAAAAUUCAGCGUAUCUCUACGUUAUACUUUACGUGAUGAGACUAUAUCUCUAAAUGAUGAUGGAAAUUUAGUUGUGGAAGGUGGAAUUGUACAAAAAUUUUCCAUACCAAAUGAUGACAAGCAUGUACAAAAAUUAGAUAUUGUAUUUGUGGCUGAUAAGAACGGCUAUAGACCGAUUGUUAUAUUGGUUAAGGAAAAAUUUGAUGAUACGCAUCGUUUAGCAGUAUCUACUUUAAAAUCAACUGCUGGUUAAGUACAUAAGUUUUAAUAAAAUUAUAAUAUUGUGAGAACGAAAAUUAAUCAAAUUUUGAAAAUUAAAUUGAAUU